AUGUCUGUUGAAGUUGCUAAACCAAUUGAAAUCGCUGAACAAGCUGAGAAAGUCAAGGAAUCUGAACCAGUUUUCACUCCUGCUCCAGUUCCAACCUCAUCUCCAUGGAAAUCUGUUUCAUCUGAUAUUCCUGUUACUGAAAUUACUUUGGAUUUCAGUGAUAACAAUAGAAAGAGAAAUGUCCCAGCCAUGAAAUCUUCUAAUGCUACUAAAUGGGUUCCAAUUAAAGCUUCUAUCGUGAUAUCAGGUUCUAAAUCUAUGAAUAACGGCAAUAACAAUCAUAGAAGAAACGCUACUAAGAGUGCUAAGAACAGAAAUAACAAAUCUAAGAAUGUUACAAAAAAAGUUCAGCAGCAAAAGGAUGCAGACGUAUCAGAUGAAUCUAAGGAUGGUGACAACUCUAAUACCAACGGUGUCAAGUCCGAAAAGAACGAUGGUAAAAGAUUGAAUAACAACAACGGCAACAAUUUUCAAAAGAAGAAGUUCUACAACCGUAAUGGAAACCAACAAAGACGUCAACUAAAUAAUAACAUCUCUCGUAAUGACCAAUUUAACAGAUCAUCUAAUACCCAAAACUCUUUACCACCUGCUUUCAUCGCAGUUAAUAAUGUUGCGGCUCAAGUUGAAUAUUACUUCAGUGAAGAAAACUUGUCAAAGGACACAUUUCUAAAAUCCAAGAUGUCUAAAAAUGGGUUGGUUCCAUUGUCUCUAAUUUCCCAAUUCUACCGUGUUGUCAAUAUGUCAUUUGGUGGUGACCACAACUUAAUCUUAGCUGCCGCCAGAGAAAUCGUCGCUAAUGAAAAUGCAACCGUUGAAAUUGUAACUGGUAAGAUUGAAUCUUCUGAAGAAACUGAAUCCAACUUGUUAAGUAAAUAUUUUGUUCGUUCAAAGAACUGGUCUUCUCACAUCCCUGAUGAAUCAGCUUCUGAUGUCGAAAUUGAAGAUGUCCUGGUCGGUGAUGUAAUGGAUGCCUUUAGAAUCUCUUUUGUCCCACCUACUGAAGAUGCUCCAUCAAACUAA
Molecule: messenger RNA, 1020 nt
Organism: Vanderwaltozyma polyspora DSM 70294
Lineage: Eukaryota; Fungi; Ascomycota; Saccharomycetes; Saccharomycetales; Saccharomycetaceae
Exons: 1
Coding region: 1-1020 (339 amino acids)
Biological process (GO): positive regulation of translation
Cellular component (GO): cytosol; cytoplasmic stress granule
Molecular function (GO): RNA binding
Source: RefSeq, a predicted model, not a curated record